This is a messenger RNA of Humulus lupulus (European hop), 5315 nucleotides long. Its product is annotated as putative disease resistance RPP13-like protein 1. Bases 73 to 2487 code for a protein of 804 amino acids. Gene Ontology annotation, biological process: defense response to other organism. The transcript has 7 exons. The record is from RefSeq and is a predicted model, not a curated record. Gene Ontology annotation, molecular function: ADP binding; protein binding. NCBI's taxonomy places the organism in Eukaryota, Viridiplantae, Streptophyta, Magnoliopsida, Rosales, Cannabaceae.
CCUUUUUGUUCUAACCUUCUUUACCAUAAACUAGUUCUCUCUCUCUCUCUCUCUCUCUCAAGAACAGAAAUCAUGGCUGGCUUAAUGGUGGCGGGAGCUCUUCUCUCUGGUUCCAUCAAUGUCCUCUUUGAUAGGAUUGCUUCUCAAGAGGUACUUGACUUCUUUCGUGGAGACAAACUCAAUCCAAAGUUGCUCAACAGGCUGAAGAAUAUGUUGAGAUCGGCUAAGGUGCUGCUGAACGAUGCCGAGGAGAAACAACUUGGAGACAACGACGUGAAGGGGUGGCUUGAUGAUCUGAAACAAGUGCUGUAUGAUGCUGACCACGUGAUGGACAAGCUCAGUACUGAAGCUCUACGACUCAAGAUGGAGAAAGAUGAUGAACUCGAAAGCACAGCAAGUAAGCCCUCCCACUCUGUCUUUAAGAACCCAUUUGAAAUAAGUGCUUUGAAAUCUGAAAUCGAAGAGAUCCUUGAUACUCUAAAGGAUCUUUUAGAACAGACAGAAUACCUUGGUUUGAAAAAAGUUGAGCUGAAAACAACAUUACAUAGACCACCUGCACCUUUGUUAGAUGAUUCUAAGGUUUAUGGAAGAGAGAAUGAUAAAGAGGCUAUUGUUAAGCUAGUAUUGUGUGAUGAUGUUGGUGACCAUAGGAUUGUCCUAAUUCCUAUAAUAGGGAUGGGUGGCAUUGGCAAAACUACACUUACUCAAAGUGUAUAUGACGAUACCACUGUCCAACAACACUUUGACUUGAAAGUGUGGGUAACUAUCUCCGAAGAUUUUGAUGUUUUGAAAAUAACUAAACUUAUUUUUGAAGCAAUCACUGAAACAAGUUGCGAAGCAAAGGAGCUAUAUCAACUUCAAAAUAAAUUGAAAAAUGCUUUGAUAGGGAAGAAGUUUCUUUUUGUUCUCGAUGAUGUAUGGAAUGAAAAUUAUUUGCUGUGGGACUCUUUGAAAAGCUCUUUUCAAUCUGGCGAUCAAGGAAGUAAGAUCAUUGUGACCACGCGUAACGAAGAUAUUGCUUUGAUGAUGAGGACGAUGCAUGUUCAGCCUUACGAGCUUAAAGAAAUAUCUUACGAAAAUUGUUGGAAGUUGUUUGCAGAACAUGUCUUUGGUACUAUAGGCUCCAAUGAGGUACAUCAAGACUUGGAAGAAAUCGGAAAGCAAUUUGUAAAAAAGUGCAAGGGUCUUCCUUUGGCUGUAAAAUCGAUGGCUGGACUUUUACGAUCUAUGUCCACUAGUGAAGAAUGGAGACAUGUACUGCAAAGUGAUAUUUGGGAGUUGUCCAAUUGCCGCGACAUAGGAAGUGUUCCAGCUUUGUGGUUGAGCUAUCGAUUUCUGCCUCCUCAUUUGAAGCCAUGUUUUUCUUUUCUCUCGAUAUUUCCCAAGGAUUAUGAAUUUCGGAAAGAUGACAGAGAACAAAUAAUCUUAAUAUGGAUGGCAGAAGGUCUUUUACAACCUCAAAAAGGAAAAAGGAUUGAAGAUGUUGGAGAAGAGUACAUGAGUGCUUUAAUAUCAAGAUCAUUUUUCCAAAGAUCCAGACACUAUUCUCUCUCUAUGCACGAUCUUAUGCAUGAUCUAGCUAUGUAUGUAUCAGGUCAGUGUUGCUCUAUUUAUGAUAGUUGUAAUGACUUCCACAAGCUAAAUGGUAGCAAGACACGCCAUCUAUCAUACAUGAAAGACUUAAAAGAUACAGUAGAAUUUGACAACUUUUCUAGAGUGAAGUAUUUGCGCACCUUGUUAGCUUUACCAUUGCGAUAUACAUAUUCAUGGCAAAAGACACAAUUAAAGCUUGAAAUUGUAGUGAAGGAUGGAGGAUGCCUAAGAUCACUUUCUUUGUCAGACUCAUGUAUCACAGACUUGCCUGAUUCAAUUGGCAAUUUAAAACAUCUCAGGUAUUUGGAUGUGUCUCGCACGAAAGUUAAGGAAUUACCUCAUUCAGUUUGUGGGUUGUACAAUUUGGAAACACUCUUAUUGUCAGGUUGUAUAAAUCUCAGACAAUUGCCUACCAACAUUUCCAAGUUAGUCAGCCUGCGUCAUCUUAUGACAAGAUUGACUCCUCUAAAAGAGAUGCCACCGAAGAUUUGUAAUAUGAUAAAUCUUCAGACGUUAAGUAAUUUUGUUUUGUGUAAAAAUGAUGGGUCCAGGAUCAAAGAGUUGGGCAAGUUGGACAAUCUGCGUGGAAGCUUGGAGAUUUCAGGGCUUGCGCAUGUUAGAGAAGUGAGUGAUGUUUUGGAAGGAAAUUUGAAGAACAAAAAGUAUCUCAAUGAACUCAUUCUUUCAUGGAACGGUGUGGCAAAUAGCUCAACAAAGGAAAGAGAAGUUCUUGAUGCACUCCAACCACAUGUAAAUUUAAAGAAACUCGAAAUCGGAGGUUAUAACGGUACAAGCUUGCCAGAUUGGGUAACACAUCCAUCAUAUUGUAACUUGAGAAAAGUUGAUCUACACUGCAGCAAUCUUUGCUUGUCGUUGUUAUCAUUUCGCCGCUAAGUUCACUGAUAGAUUUUCGUGUUUCCUGUCUUGAUAUGCAUGAUGAAUUUCGUAAUAUUUCUUUGAAUAUGCCCUUUCCAUUCUUAGCAAGAUUAUGGCUUGAUCAUACAGAUAUGUUGGAUUGGUCAUUUAUUAAUACAAGUGACCAAAGAUGUGAGAUUUUUCAAUGUCUAAAGCAAUUUGAUUUAGAAAGAUGUAGGAAGCUGAGUGUGGCGCUACCUAUGUGUAAUUUUCCAUCUUUAGAGUAUAUCAAUAUUUCAUCUUGCGAUGAAUUGGUAACUAUAUUUCCAACAAGUACUCACAUUGACUCUGCAUAUCCUUCCCUCAAAACGUUGAACACAAUGCAUUGCUCAAGGUUGGAAACCUUUUCAGAAAUGGGAUUGCCCUUUACUUUACAACGUCUAUGCAUCGCAUCAUGUGAUAAGCUCAUGGAAAACCGCAUGAAAUGGAAUUUACAAAGACUCCCAUCAUUCAAUUCCUUAGAACUCUUUGGAUGUGGAGGAGUGGUGGAUUCAUUUCCAGAGGAAUGGCUGCUCCCACCAUCUUUAAGAAGUCUUAAGAUCUUUGAAUGUAAUAACCUCAAAGCUCUGAACAGCAAAGGCGUCCAACACGUCACCUCCCUUCAUCGUUUAGAUCUUCUUUAUUUGGAAAAACUAGAGUGCUUACCAGCAGCAGGACUGCCCCAGAGUGUUACUGAUUUGUCCAUAGAAGGAUGCAGUCUGCUAAUUCCCAGGUGCAAGGAAGGAACAGGGGAAGAUUGGCCCAAAGUUCAACACAUUCCUAACAUACUAACUGAAGAAACAGAAUUUAAUAAGAGAGACUUAGGCGGCAGGGGAAUUUCUUUUUAUCAUGCGUGGAUUGGUGAUUAUGAUGAUUGAUUGGGCUUCUUUAAUUUGAGCAGAGAACCACAUCGCAUAGGGACUGGUGUUGCCUUCAUUGGAAUCCUUCUCAGCUUUGCUCUUCAGUCUUGUGAUGUCUUUCGCUCUUUGGUCUUUCAAUUUUGCUUUUGGCAAACAGCACCAACUCCCAUUGGGCUUGUGGAGUUUCCUUUCUUCUUCUCUUUACCAAUUGGGAUUAUUCAACAAGGCGCAACAAACAUGCAAUCCAAGGUUGAAUGACAGUGUUUACAGAGUUCAUCAUUUAAUUAUAUCAGCAUCUCACAAGCUCUCAUGCUCCUGGGUGACUUCAAACUAUCUAGUUGGCACAAUUAUUGGCCAAGUUUCUACCUUCAACCAUUGAUCAUGUCAUCAAGACAGAACUUGGUAAUGAUGUUUUCUACAAUGCCUCAAUUACAAGUUUGAGUAUUGACUCUUGACUUUAAAAUUAGUUGGAAGUUUUGUUGACAGUUGGAAAAAACAUCAAGACUGCAGCUUGGUUUCAACUCGAAAUCUUACUACUUUGUGCAUAAAAGAAUGUACUGUUAAUUCCCAAGUGCAAGGAAGAACACAGGGAAAGAUUGGCAUAUUAUUCAAUUCAACACAUAGCUAAAAAAAACUAACUGAAUAAAGUCAUGUCUCUCUUAGACAGCAGGAACACAGCAUUGUUUAUUAUACUGGUGGGGAUCGAGUUAUGAAUUUCAUCGAGUCUCAAUGAUUUCAGCCAAUGAGACAAUGCAGACUCUUAACUUUGUAGGAUAUAUUUAUAUAUUUAGCCUUGCUUAAUUUGGAAGGCAAGCAAAUUACACAGAAAAGGUUCUAAGAAUAUCCAAGAUGCAUGAUGUUAAGAGUGUUACAGUUCCCUUAGCUGGUCAUUUUAAGUUCACAGCUGAUCAAUGUCCUGAAACUGAAGCAGAAGUAAAACUGUAAAAGACAAGGAUAAAGUCCCAUAUGCACCGCACUUGGUUGUUUGAUGUAUGUAAAAUGCCUAUGCCCUCAGUUUUCUUGAUGUCUAAUCCUGGGCUCGAGCAUUGGCUUGGUUUGAAAUGGUCAAUGAGGUAUCUCAAAGGUACAAGCACACAUGGUAAGGUGUACAAGAAAAAUGCUGGAAAGAUAUGGCUCGAAGGGUUUGUAGAUUCUGAUUUUGCUUCAAAUCAAGAUUCAACAAAGUCCCUCAUUUUCUAUGUUGUUACAAUAGUGGGAGCACAGUGAGUUGGAAGCCUCGUCAGCACCGAGUUAUUGCCUUGUCCAUGUCUGAACCUGAAUUCAUGGCAACUGUAGAAGCUUUUAAGGAAGCAGUGGGAGCAUUGCUUAAACUUGUUGAACAUUGAUACAAGCUUGAGCUAAAUCAUCAUGAGCUUUCCUUAUUACUACUCCUCCAGAACACAUCCAGCAAGCAGUGUUUUUACCGCUGACUUUGCCUAUGCACGCUAACUCAGUUCAUCAUCAUGAGCUUUCCUUAUUACCAGUCCUCCAGAACACAUUGUAUUUCACAUCUUUGUAGAAAGAAGAUCACUUUGAGAGUUUUGAGAGCUUUGAGUGUGGUUGUACAAGGGGUUCUCGGGUUUGGUUCCAAGGGUACAGAAAGAGUGAGUUUGGUGAGAGUUUGGUACCAAGAAACCAUUGAAAAUCUUCAACUGUAACAAAGAUUGUAUUGCUGAUUCUCUAUAGUGGAUUGCUCAUGAUAAUGCUCAAACUGGAUGUAGGUCAAAUUGGCCGAACCAGUAUAAACCUUGGCGUCCAUUUCUUUACUGUAUUUUCUUUACUUUAAUUUUGAUUUGUUGCUCGGAUACUUUGGGUUCUGUUCUUGAACACAAAGUAUUCGAGCAACAAAUAGUGACAAACUUCUCUGAUAUAAAUACAUAAUAGUGAGGUUUUCUAUUUGAGAUUGCUGAAAUCAUUGAGGGUGUAUUGAAUUUGAUUGAUAUAGUGGGACUGAAUCAAUUAAACUCC